AUGAGCUCCAGCAAAGGCCAAGAAGGGUCGGCCGUGCCCACCAAGCAGAAGGGCUCCUGGUCCAGCUUCCUCAAGUCCAUAGCGUCCUUUAAUGGCGACCUGGCGUCCAUGACAGCGCCCGCCUUCAUUCUCUCCACAACCUCCCUCGUCGAGUUCUCCUCAUACUGGACCGAGCACCCCUCCGUCUUCGUCGCGCCCGCUGCCGAGAAAGACCCCGCCAAGCGCAUGCUCUUGGUGACGAAGUGGUUCCUCAGCACCCUCAAGCAGCAAUAUGCCAGCCGAAGCGAGAAGCUGGGCAGCGAGAAGAAGCCGCUGAACCCCUUCUUGGGCGAGCUGUUCCUUGGCAAGUGGGAGGACGAGGCCGGCGAGACACAGCUGAUCAGCGAGCAAGUCAGCCACCACCCUCCCGUCACGGCAUACUCCAUCUGGAACAGCAAGCACGGCGUUCGCCUCCAGGGCUACAAUGCGCAGAAGGCCUCCUUCAAGACCACCAUCAACGUAAAGCAAGUCGGGCACGCAAUGUACCACAUCGAUGGCUUCAACGAAGACUAUCUGAUCACGCUUCCGCCGCUGCACAUAGAAGGUUUGGUGGUCGGAUCGCCCUACGUAGAGCUCAACAGCGCCACCUACAUCCAGUCCUCUUCCGGAUACACUGCGAAGAUCGAAUACAGCGGCCGCGGCUGGGUUAGUGGCAAGUCCAACAGCUUCACCGCCAGCAUUUAUCCCGAGGACAAGAAGAAGGAGCCUAUAUAUACUGCCGAGGGCCAGUGGACCAGCAAGUUCCACUUCAAAGAUCCUAAGACGAAACAGAUCGUGGACACCUUCGACCACACAUCAAUCAAGCCGACCCCCCUCAACAUUGCUCCCGUCGAACAGCAAGACGACUUCGAGUCGCGAAAAGCGUGGAAGAAGGUUGCCGAUGCCAUCAACAAAGGCGAUCUGGACACAACCUCCGCCGAAAAGUCCAUCAUCGAAAAUCGCCAACGCGCUAUGCGCAAGACGGAGAAGGAGCAGGGUAAGGAGUGGGAGCGCAAGUUCUUCAAACGUGUUGAGAGGGACCCAGUAUUCGAGGAGCUCGCCGCCAAGAUCGGUGAACAAAGUAACCAGGACGCGACCAACGGGCUGUGGAACUUUGACCAGGAGAAGGCGAGUGCGGCCAAAUCGCCGUUCCACCCCGAUGUCAACCCUCCCAUCUAUAUAGACACCGACGACCUAAGCAGGACCAGCACGAAGAGCACUACUACAGCUUGAGUAAAUGUACUGAUUGUCCGCAGUUUGGCUGAUGCUGCAUCCAGAAAGGUCAUGACAUGGGAUACCCGAGGAAGUUCGUUACGGUGGGCAGGAUUUGGAUCAAGCA
Messenger RNA from Paraphaeosphaeria sporulosa, 1357 nucleotides. Its product is annotated as Oxysterol-binding protein. Gene Ontology annotation, molecular function: oxysterol binding. Lineage: Eukaryota; Fungi; Ascomycota; Dothideomycetes; Pleosporales; Didymosphaeriaceae. Bases 1 to 1251 code for a protein of 416 amino acids. Gene Ontology annotation, biological process: endocytosis; maintenance of cell polarity; piecemeal microautophagy of the nucleus. Gene Ontology annotation, cellular component: cytosol; intracellular membrane-bounded organelle; membrane. The record is from RefSeq and is a predicted model, not a curated record. The transcript has 5 exons.